GCGACGCGAAGAGAAAGGUCCCUCGUCUCCAAUCCGGCGCUGUCUCCCUGGGUUCCUGUGGUUUCCUUGUUGGCUUCCAGACACGUCUCUUCUUCCAGGACCAAGGACUGCUCCCUCAUGGCUGAGGUGAAAGUGAAGGUGCAGGCACCCGACGCGGUUCCGGUCGAAAUAGAAAAUAGGAUUAUAGAAUUAUGUCAUCAGUUUCCUCAUGGAAUCACAGACCAAGUAAUUCAGAAUGAAAUGCCUCAUAUAGAAGCCCAACAGCGGGCAGUGGCCAUCAAUAGACUCUUGUCCAUGGGUCAGUUGGAUCUCUUAAGGAGUAACGCAGGCCUUUUAUACAGAAUAAAGGACUCUCAGAAUGCAGGCUCUGUCUCAUUCUUUUUAAGUAAAAUGAAAGGAUCAGAUAACCAGGAAAAGCUGGUCUAUCAGAUCAUAGAGGAUGCAGGGAAUAAAGGAAUAUGGAGCAGAGAUAUCCGAUAUAAAAGUAACUUGCCAUUAACAGAAAUCAACAAAAUUCUAAAGAAUUUGGAAAGUAAAAAACUUAUCAAAGCUGUUAAGUCUGUAGCGGCUUCCAAAAAGAAAGUGUACAUGCUGUACAACCUGCAGCCAGACCGGUCUGUGACUGGUGGGGCCUGGUAUAGUGACCAGGAUUUCGAAUCUGAAUUUGUAGAGGUGCUUAACCAGCAGUGUUUUAAAUUCCUACAAUCCAAGGCAGAAACAGCUCGAGAAAGCAAACAGAAUCCAAUGAUCCAAAGAAAUAGUUCAUUUGCGUCUUCACAUGAAGUAUGGAAAUACAUCUGUGAACUGGGAAUCAGUAAGGUAGAGCUGUCCAUGGAGGACAUCGAAACCAUCCUGAACACCCUCAUUUACGAUGGGAAAGUGGAAAUGACUAUCAUUGCUGCCAAAGAAGGCACAGUGGGUAGUGUGGACGGACACAUGAAGCUGUACAGGGCCGUCAGCCCGAUCCUCCCACCCACGGGCUUGGUGCGGGCGCCCUGUGGCCUCUGCCCGGUCUUUGAUGACUGCCAUGAAGGCGGUGAGAUUUCACCCUCUAAUUGUAUUUACAUGACCGAGUGGCUCGAAUUUUAAUAAAGAGCUAUGAACUUUACUGACAUUUUGCAAAUGAGGUUACUUCAAGAGCAACUAAUUGAGUUUAUAACGGAACUUUGAAUUUCCUUGAAAACAUACUUCACCAUCGUGGCUACAGACUUGCUGCUUUGACAGCCUUUGCUUCUUUAUGUUAUGAAGACUGAAUCUGUGCUGGUAGAGUACCACCAAAAACGGGCUGGGCUCUGGAGAACCCACUCUGCAGCACUGGAGAGCCUUGGCCUUUGCUGCUCUGGAGGUUUGGAUGACUCAGAAGCCAGAAGUCUACCAUGCACUUGGUAAUGGCUGGAGCACAGAAGUGUUUAAGGUUAAUUUGUUAACGUGUUCACUGGGAACAUUUAGCUGCUUCACUUCUGCCUGUGGGACUGAAAUACAAGCAAUGUAAGCAAGAAUACUGACGGGUGCUUUCUGAAUGCAAUUUGGAUGGAGUCAAACCAGCAGCAGAACCUCCUGUGUUCAGUAAAACUGAAUAAUUUCAGUAUUUUAGAUUUAAUUUUGCAAAAUUACAUAUAUAUAUGUAUAUGUAUAUAUAUAUGUAUGUAUAUAUAUAUAUAUAUAUAUAUAUAUAUAUAUAUAUAACUAAGUAUCUUUUAUGAAGACACUUUUAAAAAAGGACUUGUAUGAGUGUCCCAUCCCUGCUGUUCAGGGAGGCAAACAUGAGCCAGCUGGCCAAUCUGAGCUCAAGACCCGCCUUGGGAGACUGAACUGAAUCUUGCUCUUUUUGGCUACCUCUGCCUGGGAUUCCUGUGCUGGGCAGCACUGCUCAGUUCUGUGGGCUUGAGUUAAUUAUGGUAGGAAUGAAGACUGUCAGAACAAUGUCUUUCUUUCUUAACUGUAUAUAUUAGGAUUUUUUUUUCUUUUGAAAGAAGACAAAGUAUUACAAAUGGUUGUUGUUUAUAUACAUUUAUAGGAAACAAAGCAAGGCAGAGUAAUGCAAUUACUAAUUACAAAUGAUUAAAGUAAAAUUAAAUUCUGAUUGUAAGUUUGGUCAAAUCAGUGAUAACCAGUCUCUAAGAACAUUAUUCUACUAAUGUAUCUAAUUUGCUUUUUACUAACUUGUCAAAUAAGUUUUGUUCAAUGUAAUAAAUUCAGAUAAUCCCCAGGUGGAAAAAGUAAAAUGAAGACUUGUCACAUGUACCUGCCAAAUUUUCAUUCCCCAAGAUAGCUGCUAUUAAAAGUUCAAAUGUCUUUUCCAGACUUUGAUCAUGUCUAGAAAC
Messenger RNA from Cavia porcellus (domestic guinea pig), 2324 nucleotides. It is a transcript of the gene Polr3f, whose product is annotated as RNA polymerase III subunit F. Gene Ontology annotation, cellular component: RNA polymerase III complex. Gene Ontology annotation, biological process: transcription by RNA polymerase III. Bases 118 to 1089 code for a protein of 323 amino acids. The transcript is spliced from 10 exons. The record is from RefSeq and is a predicted model, not a curated record. Lineage: Eukaryota; Metazoa; Chordata; Mammalia; Rodentia; Caviidae.